GUCAGCCUGUGCAUCGCGGAAGCAGAGUUGACAGACAAGCGACAAUACAGCAUUUUUUAUGUAGUUUUAAGUUGAUUAAUCUAUUAUUUAGCGAUCUAAACGCACAUCAAAAACUUCUUAAUGACUCUGUAGCGACAGAAGACGUUGUUUUAAGGAUUAAAAGCAUGCAGUGCGCAGUCUCCUCUCCUCAGGACCUCACACAGGCGAGCGGUGACCGGGCCGAACUGACCCAGCUGCCCGCUAAAGACGUGUCCUCCGUAGACAGCAGCUCUGACCCGGGCAGCCCCAGAGCGCUGACCUUUGACCUGCUGAACAUGGUGAUCUCCUUUAAGCGGAUGGCCAUCUUCCUGGAGCCGGUCACCGACUCGCUGGAGGUGCUGCGGUCCCUGCUUGGGUGGAGGAUGCCGCUCUGCUCCCUGCUGAGCUGCGUCCUGCUCAACAUCCUCUUCCUCACGCUGAGCGAAGGUGCGUGGCUCUCUCUGCUGCUGCUGGCCGUCUCUGCUCCGGCCGUGCUGGGCUACCUCGGCAACCGUUGCCAGUGCGCGAGCAGCGAGGUGGCGGUUCAGAAGAAGAAGCACUAUGCGGUGCAGCGGCGAGAUCUGCAGACGGUCCACAUGAGCAAACAGGAGGCCAUGCUGGAGGUCAAGGGCAUGCUGAAACGAAUAGAUGAGCUGCUGGCCCAGGCGUGUGUGUCCGCAGAGUGUGUGUAUAAAGUGUUGUACUGGGAGAGCCACGCCGCCUCCUCCGUGUUUUACGGCUCUCUCCUGACCGUGGUUUGUUUGCUGUACACGGCUCCGGUGGGCUUGAGUCUGUCUGUGCUCAACAGCGCCCUCUUUCUGUGGAACAGAAACUUCUGCAGAGUUCUUUUGGAGCUGAAGGAGUUUGUUCACCCGAGUCGGGUCCAGCCUGCGGAGGAAACUGAACCAUGUGACCCAGAUCAGUCAAACCUGCUGGAACGCACACCCACUCCAACCAGUGUGGAGGAUCUAUCACCCAGCAAUGUUGAAGAGGCAGAGGAAGCAGAACCUGACGAUGAGUUUAAAGAUGCUAUAGAGGAAUCUCAGCUUGUUCUGCCGGAAACUCCUCUGGCGUUAGUGGUGUGGCGCGUAGCCUAUUUUCUACCAAAGAUUGCGAGGAGAUGGAGAACCCGUAAGGACGACGAGGACGUGUCUUCCGGUGUUCCUGAGUUCGACGCAGCGUCCGACAACGGGCUGCUGAGCAGAAACGAGCCCAUCCGCAGUAAAGUGUCCAAACUCACUGAAAAGCUCCGCAAGCGGGUCCCUUCCAACACCAUCGGGAGCUGCUCCCAGUGCAAUUCAGCGUUUUCCGUUUUAAAGAAAAGGAGAAACUGCAGCAACUGUGGCGUGAGCUUCUGUUCCCGCUGUUGCUCGUAUAAAGUGUUCAAGUCCAGCAUGGGAGCCACAGCUCCCGAAGCCCAGAGAGAGACCGUUUUCGUUUGUUUUAUGUGUAACACUUUCCUCACCGCCAAGUAGGAUCGCCCGCCAUCCCGACAUAAUCUUUCGCCGUUACAACGCUUUGAAAGAAACCAGAAGAAGCACAAGAUGGCUGCUCCGGUGGAUCUCGCGCUUGCUUUCUUCGCCGUGGAGCAUUUCACCUAACGGACCAAAAUCCUGCAGCUCAUUUUGCCUCAACACUCUUCCUGAGGUUCAUUGUUUUCUGUUUGUUUGGGGGUUUUUUGUCUGUCCAAAACCCUUGCGUGGACUCCUUUAUGUGGAAACAGCGACUCAUAUCAACAUCACUUAUCAAAGCCUAAUGCCAAUGCUGAUUGGUUUAUUUAUAAAUGACUCUCCUGUGAUUAUCGUAAGAUGUAGUUUCAUCAACCUUAUGACACCUCUCUCCAUAAUGUUAUCUCUUGGUCGGAUAUAUAUCAAGGUCGGUUAAUAUCAAGGGUCCUGUUUAUCUGUUAUUAUAUCACCUCAUCCUAAAGAGGAAAAGAAAAGGCCGUGAAUAUGACGGUUAUUAAUUGAACCGGAUGCCAAAACCAGUGACUCUGGCUCUUUUUGUAUGGCUCCAUACGGUCCUCUGACAUCCAGAUACUGUCAAAUCUGAUUAGAUCAGAGGAAGAAUAUGAGUCGGUCAGGUUUAUGACAGAAUUAAACAAAGUAUUUACAGUUCAGCCUUCUGCUGGCUGCUUAUCUGCUUGAUACCACGAUUACUGGUCAUAUAAUUUAUUGAAGUCGCUUUAAUUUAUAUAUGUAUGUUCGUUGUCGGAGCACCCUCAGAAAUCAUUUACACUAAUCCAAAUAAUAGCAUUAUAUUAUAUCAGCAAAUCUUUCCCAAGCGUACCCCUAUUCACGAAGUUAUUGUAAGAAUGAGCUGUGUUCGUUUCAUUUAUUUGUCUGUGUGUCUUCAAGCCAAGGUUGAAUGUAAAAGCAGUGUUUUAAUGGUUAUUGAGCUCUGUGUGUUAUACUACUGCUGUUUAAAUGUAAAUUUCAAAUCUGUCGGGGAGUUAUCCGUAGUAUAGCACCACCUGUUUCCUUGAUUAAAUCUGCUGUUACAGUAAUAAACAAUUGAAAUAUU
Molecule: messenger RNA, 2541 nt
Organism: Puntigrus tetrazona (Sumatra barb)
Lineage: Eukaryota; Metazoa; Chordata; Actinopteri; Cypriniformes; Cyprinidae
Gene: zfyve27
Product: zinc finger, FYVE domain containing 27
Exons: 15
Coding region: 165-1493 (442 amino acids)
Biological process (GO): endoplasmic reticulum tubular network formation; positive regulation of axon extension; neurotrophin TRK receptor signaling pathway
Cellular component (GO): endoplasmic reticulum tubular network; growth cone membrane
Molecular function (GO): metal ion binding
Source: RefSeq, a predicted model, not a curated record